Bemisia tabaci is the source of this 4045-nucleotide messenger RNA. Lineage: Eukaryota; Metazoa; Arthropoda; Insecta; Hemiptera; Aleyrodidae. The record is from RefSeq and is a predicted model, not a curated record.
CUAGGACUAUUGGAAUUGCACCAGUCAGCUCUCUAUUUUUAACAAAAGUUAAAAUGAGUGAGGCCAUUUCAGCGAGCAGUCUCAAUGAAAAGCAAGGAUCUCUGAAAAGAUCUCAUGAAGAAGAUGAUGUUAAUGAAGCCAACAAAAAAACUAAAGUAAACAGGAAGAAAAUGGCUAUUGUCUUGGGUUAUUGCGGAGAAGGAUACCAUGGUCUUCAAAGAAACAAAGGAACCAAAACGGUAGAAGAAGACAUCAUGAAUGCCUUGCUUAAAGCAGGUGUUAUUGGUGAUGAUGUCUUUGAAACAGCUCAACUGAUGUCUUUCCAACGAGCUGCUCGAACCGAUAAAGGUGUCUCUGCAUUGAGACAAACCCUCUCUCUCAAAUUACCUGUGGAUGUGGAUAUCAAAUCGAUUGCGCAGCAUUUGCCAGAGCAGAUUAGAAUUUUUGGAAUGAAGCGGGUGACGAAGGGCUUCAAUAGCAAGAAUUCAUGUGAUGGUCGAACAUAUUCAUAUACAUGUCCAUCAUUUGCAUUUGCUCCUAGUAAUGUAGAACCCUCCGAAGAAUACAGAAUAGACCCUGAUUCUUUGUCUAAUGUCAAUAAUAUACUUAAGAUGUACGAAGGAACUAAAUGUUUUUAUAAUUUCACCGCUAAAAGGAGGCCCAAUGAUCCAAGUUGUAAUAGGUAUAUGAAACAUAUAGCAUGUAGUGAGCCCUACAUGAAGGAUGGUUUAGAAUUAGUGGAAAUCACUGUGAAAGGUCAAAGUUUUAUGUUGCACCAAAUUCGUAAAAUGGUGGGCUUGGUCAUGGCGAUAUCUCGGGGCAUCACAUCUGUUGAAACGAUGACUAAAGCGUUCCAAACGUUGAAACUGGAUCUUCCUACUGCGCCUGCCUUAGGUUUAAUGUUAGAACAGGUGCAUUACGACUCAUAUAAUAAAAGAUUUGGCUCGGAUGGAAUGCAUGAAGCUCUAGAUUGGGCAGAAUUUGAGUCAGAAAUCCAAGCGUUCAAGGACAAAGUUUUAAUACCUCAUAUAGUUAAAACGGAAAAAGCUGAAAAAACGACGUUAUACUUCAUCACACAAGAACUCCCCAGGCACACAUUUAACGUUCGAGACGAAGCAGCUGAAGAAUGUGCUGGGCUCCUAGCGUUAGGCAAAGCUGCCAACCUCAUUGAAUCUGAAGACAAAUCCAACGACUCAUACCUCAACGACAACCUCAACACUUUAGCACAGGCAGCUCAAUCUGUCAGUCCUGAAAAAUUCAAUUCAAAGUCGGACUGAGCUGACAAGUACCUGGAAACCCAGCGUUAAGUUUUUCUCGAAAGUAGCCUUAGGUAGCACACCAAAAACUGGUCUGCUAACUCUUUUUGUGACUUGCAAAUUUUUUCCUUGUUGGAAUGUAUUUCAAUUGCAAGCUUAAAAAAAAAUUGAAGCAAGAUUGUAAAAGUAUCUUUCAUUAUGAUUUUCUCCUGUUUACAAGUGUGGUGAUGAAAUGACCAUGACGUCAUUAAAACAGCCCUCACCCCAGGAGCAAAAAAAGAAAGGGGAAAAAAUGGUUUAAGUUCAGAAAUGGUUUUAGAGUUUUUUCUAAGCCCUCUUUAUCCUUAUACUCUCAACUGAAGUGAGUAAGGACUCGCCAGCUUGUGGAAAGAAAUGAAUUGUUUGAUUUAAAACUUCAUCCGAGAUGAAUCGUCCGAGAAUUUUAGUUAGAUAACUAACAUCGUUCCUCCAUAAAUGUGCCCUUUCACCUUUGAAUUCCUUAAAUUACCUUGAUCCACUUAAGUAUUUUUUAUAGUUUGUUUACUCUCAAAGGUAAAUCUAGCAAGAGUACAUAUGUAGUACUAUUUAUUCGUCAUGCCUUUACAUCAAUCCUAACAUUUUUGUUUACUUUUCUGCUCAAGUCAUAGGUCCCAGCUCAUUUAUUCCAACUUAAGCUGAACAGUUCUGUUACUGUAACCUGAAACCUGGCUUCAAAAAAAAAAAUAAAAAAAAAAUUUAAAGAACAUCUUUUAAAGAGGGAGUAGAAUACAUGAGUCUGAAAAUGAAAUAUAUUCCAAUAAAUUUUUUGCCGUCACACAAAAAAAAAAGUACACAGUCAUUUCGGUUUUGAGCUUGUAAUCUCAUUGCAUCUUUUUUCUGAUUUUGUAUAUUUCAAAAGCAGGUUUCUCGCCACCUUAAUGAGUGGUCUGCUUUGAUAAAAAGAGUAUUCUGUAGCCUCCAAUAUUUUUCUGAAUUAGGGGAGAUAAAUUUAUUUUGAUUCCCAGAUGUGUGCAUCAUUUAUUUGAGCUUAUCGGGAGAUGAGAACUGGUGAGAUACAUUUCAAAAUUAAGACACCCUUAAAUUUUUUCUUUAAAAAAAAACACUCCGGGGUGGAGGGGGGACCCCCCGAAUCAUAGUAUUUAGUUGUUACGAGAGUACCAAUUAUGACAAUUUCUGUGGAUUUUAAAAAUAUUUUUCAUGUUGAUGCAUUUCUGGAAUAUUGGACCCCAAGUAUCAGUCCAUAUUCAUCCUGAGCUGCCUAAUAAAUUAUUCUAGCAGCAAGGUUUAAAUUAAUCUUAUCAUACUGCCUGUCUUGCACUUGCUCAGCUAGUGGUUGUUUUCACCGCAAAGUGCAUUGUCUAUUUUACAGAUGUACAUUCUUGCAACCAUUUACUUUCACUAUCAAGGGCUUUCCAUUUGAAGGUAGCAAUUGGAAUAUAUUUUACAAAAACCGCUAAUGUUCAUUUUUUCAAUUUUCAGUUAUUUUAUGUCAAUUAUACUUUUCAAGAGUUGAUAAAUCCAUGAAAGUGGUGCAAAGACUUGUUUCGUUAUUAAAAUAACUCUAAAAUGAGUACUAACAUCAUUUCAUUGCUGCAUCUAACUCUGAAAAGUAUCAUCAACCCAAAAAACACAAUAUUGGGAAAACGGACACUAGCGGUUUUCACGAUUCAAUUAAAAAACAGAACUGCAAACCUGAGAGUCUCCAAAAAGUCAAAUUUCUGAAUUGUUUCAUUUCUCGAAAGUCCUUAUCAACUUGAACGAAAUAGUAUCAAAAUUAACAGACCUAAAAAAUCCAUGACUUGUGGCUCAAUUGCCAGUUAGAGACAAUUUUUUCUUGGGUUUAUUUUGACUUCUCCCCACUUUCCUUCGUUAAUUGAAGGCUUUUAAAGGCAAAGAAAAAAUGUAAUUUCCAUGAAAUUUAAAUAUAAUUUUUGCUCCAUUUUUGUGAUCACAAGAUUCCCAACUCGCAUCAAUAUUUCACAUUCUGUUUAAAGAGGUUUUACGUUGAACUAAAGAACUUCCAACUGAAAAAUUAUGUUUUUCAAGUUUUUUGUAAACAGUGUUAACUUUUUCAAAACAAAAUAUCUCACAAUUUCUCUCUCAACUCGUAUGAUAUGUCCGGUAAAGAUUAGGAAUCAUUCAAUCAAAGAGUCUCGUCAAUUGGCGUCAUAAUGAGUGAGGUGAAUGAUCUAUGACAUUUCGGAAUAUAUGACUAAACCCCUCUGUAUAAAUGACACAACUUGUUCAUUUUUGCAUAGGUUUCUAAGACCAAAAGUUAUUUUCCCACAGGUAGAAAUACGGUCAAAUAGUGCGUCAACUGUUCUUUAGUACUUGAGCCAUUCUGACAGGUCAUCAACUUGAACCUCUACUAAAGGUUUUAGAGGUUCAGAUAUUUUUUCCGGUGAUAAAUCCUGGAUAGUCACUUCUGCAGCAUGAUCCUGUGAAUAUUCAGCUGCAAUUUUUCCUUGACUAGACUGACAGUGUAAAAUUUAGCAUCAGACUUAUUGAUUUACUCUGAAUUGGCUUUUUAAAAAAAUCGUCUUUCUAGUCUCCUGAUUAAUCUUGCAGUUGCAGAUCGUCAUUACUUGAUUGCGCCUGAAUGGUGAUGAUCAAAUUAAUUUCAUCUUUUCAAGCCAUUCCGUCCCAAAAGAACAUCCAGAUUAAGGUUCUAAUAACGUAAAUCCAUCCCCUCCCCCCUCCUCUCUCUCUUUUUGCUCACUGUCGACUGAGGAUUGUAUGCUUUAACUUUUGUAAAAUUAACUUGAAAUAAAUUUUCUAUUUUAAAACAA